AUGUCCGACUCCCCCCAAUCCCCUCCCAAAGAUGUCGAACAAGGUGUACAGUCACCCGACGAGGACGCACAAAUGAAUGAGUCUCAAGACCCACACGGCGGGCUCACCUAUGAGUUAGAGGUGAAAGAGCAGGACCGGUGGUUGCCUAUAGCCAAUGAGGACCGCGCAUAUAUCUAUUCGUCCAUGUCUCACGACUCGUCUCCCAAGUCGCCGGAGGCGCCACCUUCUUCCUCCAAGGCCGACAAGUAUGAUCUCUACGAUGCUAACAUACGGAAUUUCGCACCAGUGGCCCGAAUUAUGAAAAAUGCCCUUCCUGAGAAUGCAAAGAUAGCCAAAGAGGCGAAGGAGUGCAUGCAGGAAUGUGUCAGCGAAUUUAUCAGCUUCAUCACCUCUGAGGCCUCGGAGAAAUGUCAUCAAGAGAAGCGCAAGACUGUUAAUGGCGAGGAUAUCCUGUUUGCCAUGACAUCUCUAGGCUUUGAGAACUACGCCGAAGCUCUCAAGAUUUACUUGUCGAAAUACAGAGAACAGUCUCAGUCCAAUAGGGGCGAGAACCAGCAGAACCGCCCGGGCAGCCAAGGAUACGGCGCGGCAGGCGGUGCAAGUGGCUCCAACCCCAAUGCGUCCGGCUUUCAAGGUGGCGACCUUGCUGGUCAGCAAGGAGAUGCGUCUGACCCUGCAUACAUGUACGCUCAGGGUGGCCACAACGGUGCUGGAGCUGGCGAGUACUAA
Molecule: messenger RNA, 729 nt
Organism: Phaeoacremonium minimum UCRPA7
Lineage: Eukaryota; Fungi; Ascomycota; Sordariomycetes; Togniniales; Togniniaceae
Product: putative nuclear transcription factor y subunit b-3 protein
Exons: 4
Coding region: 1-729 (242 amino acids)
Biological process (GO): regulation of transcription by RNA polymerase II
Cellular component (GO): CCAAT-binding factor complex; nucleus
Molecular function (GO): protein heterodimerization activity; RNA polymerase II cis-regulatory region sequence-specific DNA binding; DNA-binding transcription activator activity, RNA polymerase II-specific
Source: RefSeq, a predicted model, not a curated record